Psylliodes chrysocephalus is the source of this 10983-nucleotide messenger RNA. The record is from the annotation of a GenBank genome assembly. Lineage: Eukaryota; Metazoa; Arthropoda; Insecta; Coleoptera; Chrysomelidae.
CAUCAACAUUCAAAUUCAAACCGUCACUUGCCUUCAAAAAAAGUGAAGCUUUUGGUCUAUUUUCUCUGGCUGCUAUUUAUAUAACUAUUUUAUCGGUUUUUGGCAAAGAAAAUAUGGAUAAUCCUUCGUGGGAAAAGAUACUAGUAGACUGGGUAAAUUGUCUAAAACUCGCCAAACCUAUACAAAAACUGGACGAUCUCAGAGAUGGACUAUUUUUUAGCAAUCUUCAAAAAGUUUUGAAGAAAUCUUCAGAAGUAGAUCCAGACGUUUUAAGCUGCAUUUUUGAAAUAUUAAAAGAGCAUUAUUCUCAAUUUGUUAUACCAAAUAAUGUGUCCAUUCAUCUCAAUGAUCUUCCUCUAACUGAUUUAGCUGCCAUUACAUCAAUAUUGAUGCAUUAUACAUGUAUUCAUGAUCGUAGAGAUGUAUUAACCUCUCCCUUAUGUUACAAUCUACAAGAAUUUACUCAAAUAAAGAUAAGAAAUUUCUUAGAAAGAGUGCAAGAAUGUACAAAUCUAUCUUACAAUGAACUUGUAACAGUUAUUGAGAAUUGUAUAGGAGAACAGUCCCAGAUACAAAAUUGGUUAUCAUCAAACAAUUUUAACAAUUCACGAAGUCCUUUACAAGAUGUCUUGAAAACCCCUGUUCUAAAAAGUACCAGGAUGAUUGAAAGAGAUAAAGAAAUAGCCAAACUUAAGUCAAAUCUAGAGUUAGUACAAGAAGAGAAAGAAACUAUUGAAGAAGAACUUAAGAAUCAAAUUACUAAAAACAAAAAACUUGAGAAGCAACUUAAUCAGAAAACUAUUGAAAUUUCUAACCUCAGAGGAGAGGUUCUAGAAUUAGAAGGUAGAACACCUCCCCACUACAGAGAUAGAGAUUUCAGAGAUAUGCAAAAGCUACUUAGAACUCAAGUAGAAAGCUUAGAGCAAAUACUUGAACAAUGUGAGAAAGAAAAUGAACAACUACAGGAAGAAAGAGAUAAAGAAAAAGCUCAAGUAAGACAAUUAGAAUCUCAGUGUAAAACUUGGUUGGAAAAAUUCAUUGAAACUGAGAAAUGCUUACAAUCCGUAACUGAAAAUUACAAAGAACAGCUAACUAAGAAUGAAAACUUAAAGUUUCACUGUGUAGAAUUAGAAGCCCUUUUAGAAGAACUGAGACCAAAUUCAAAAAGUGAAAGUUUUAUUGAGGAGAGUUUUCUUAAUACCAAUCGCUGGUCAAGAAGUUUGGAAGAACAACCUGGUGAGGAUUUGGCACAUUCAGUAGUUGAUAUUCAACUUAAAGAAUUACAAAAGGAAAAUGAAAACUUAAAAAACAAUUUAGAUGAAAUUAAUGCUGUUAUUAAAGGCCUUAAAAAAGAAAUUAAUAUUUUAACUAUGGAGAAAGCAAUUUUAAUUGAAGAAAAACAUCAACUGGAAAGUGAGCUUCAAGUAUCAAAUGAAAAAAUAGAAGAAUUUAUUUUGAAAAAUAAAGAAAUAUAUACUUCUUUGACAGAAGUAACCAGAAAGAAUGAAAAUCUGACACAAAAUAUGAAUGAUGCUCAAGAUCAAAUGGAUAAAUUAAUUACAAAUGAGAAAUAUCUUACUGGCAAAUUAGCAGAGGUGUCUAGAGAGUUAGAUACUGUUAGAGACGAGAAAGAAAGAGUAUCUUGUAAAUUAGGUGAAUAUCAAUUAGAAAAUGAAAUAAAUUUCAAAGCAAUAACUGAUUUAAAAUUGAUUAAUGAGACCCUCAUUGCUGAAAAGGACACUCUGUUUAAAAAUCUUCAAAAUGUUACUCAAGAAAAGGAAAUCUUAAACUCCGAAAAAGAUGCUCUGAAAAAUAUGCUAGAUAGUGCUAAUGAUCUUUCCAAAGACUUAAAAGAACAAAUUAAUAAACUUACACUUGACCUUGAAUUUAACUGUGACAAAAAUAAUAAAUUGUGUCAUAAAAUUAAUACAAUGGAAAAUGGUUUUAAAAAAAUGUCAAAAAAAAUGUCUUCGAUGGAAACAGACUUGCAAAACUGUACACUAGAAAAAGCUAAUAUUUCUGAACACUAUAAGCUUUGUUCCAAAAAUUUGGAUGAAUUCAAAUUGAAAAAUGAAAAAAUAACAUCAUCUAUGUGUACCUUAACUGAAGAGAAUGAACAUUUAAGUCAAACUAUUUCAAAUCUUCAAGAUCAAUUGGACUUAUUUAAAACAAAGGAGAAAGAACUUUCGGCACAGUUAACAGAAAUUUCCAAUACAUUAAAAUCUGUUACAAACGACAAAGAAAAAAUUGCUGAUGAACUUUCUACACAGUUAACAGAAAUGUCUAAUAAAUUGGAAUUAGUUACAAAUGACAAAGAAAAAAUUGUUGGUGAAUUAAAUGAGUGUCAGUGUGAAAAUGAAAAAAGUUUGGCAGAUAAUGUUCAAUUGCAAUCAAGAAUAGAGGACCUUAUAUCUGAAAAAGAAUAUCUAUCAAAGAACCUUGAAGACAUCAACCUAAAACUGAGUGAAUCCCAAAUGGAAAAUAAAAGAUGUUUGGCAGAUAAUGAUCAAAAGCAAUCAAGAAUAGAAGACCUUAUAUCUGAAAAAGAAUACCUGUUAAAGAACCUUGAAGACAUCAACCUAAAACUAAGUGAAUCCCAAAUGGAAAAUGAAAGAAGUUUGGCAGAUAAUGUUCAAAUGCAAUCAAGAAUAGAAGACCUUAUAUCUGAAAAAGAAUAUCUAUCAAAGAACCUUGAAGACAUCAACCUAAAACUAAGUGAAUCGCAAAUGGAAAAUGAAAGAUGUUUGACAGAUAAUGAUCAAAAGCAAUUAAGAAUAGAAGACCUUAUAUCUAAAAAAGAAUACCUAUCAAAGAACCUUGAAGAGAUCAACCUAAAACUGAGUGAAUCCCAAAUGGAAAAUGAAAGAUGUUUGGCAGAUAAUGUUCAAAUGCAAUCAAGAAUAGAAGACUUUAUAUCUGAAAAAGAUUACCUGUCAAAGAACCUUGAAGAGAUCAACCUAAAACUGAGUGAAUCCCAAAUGGAAAAUGAAAGAUGUUUGGCAGAUAAUGAUCAACAGCAAUCAAGAAUAGAAGACCUUAUAUCUGAAAAAGAAUAUCUAUCAAAGAACCUUGAAGAGAUCAACCUAAAGCUAAGUGAAUCCCAAAUGGAAAAUGAAAGAUGUUUGGCAGAUAAUGCUCAAAUGCAAUCUAGAGUAGUAGACCUUAUAUCUGAAAAAGAAUACCUAUCAAAGAACCUUCAAGAGAUCAACCUAAAACUAAAUGAAUCCCAAAUGGAAAAUGAAAGAUGUUUGGCAGAUAAUGAUCAAAAGCAAUCAAGAAUAGAAGACCUUAUAUCUGAAAAAGAAUACCUAUCAAAGAACCUUGAAGAGAUCAACCUAAAACUGAGUGAAUCCCAAAUAGAAAAUGAAAGAUGUUUGGCAGAUAACGUUCAAAUGCAAUCAAGAAUAGAAGACCUUAUAUCUGAAAAAGAAUACCUAUCAAAGAACCUUCAAGAGAUCAACCUAAAACUAAAUGAAUCCCAAAUGGAAAAUGAAAGAUGUUUGGCAGAUAAUGAUCAAAAGCAAUCAAGAAUAGAAGACCUUAUAUCUGAAAAAGAAUACCUAUCAAAGAACCUUGAAGAGAUCAACCUAAAACUAAGUGAAUCCCAAAUGGAAAAUGAAAGAUGUUUGGCAGAUAAUGUUCAAAUGCAAUCAAGAAUAGAAGACUUAAUAUCUGAAAAAGAAUACCUAUCAAAGAACCUACAAGAGAUCAACCUAAAGCUUAGUGAAUCGCAAAUGGAAAAUGAAAGAUAUUUGGCAGAUAAUGCUCAAAUGCAAUCUAGAGUAGUAGACCUUAUAUCUGAAAAAGAAUAUCUAUCAAAGCACCUUGAAGACAUCAACCUAAAACUAAGUGAAUCCCAAAUGGAAAAUGAAAGAUGUUUGGCAGAUAAUGAUCAAAAGCAAUCAAGAAUAGAAGACCUUAUAUCUGACAAAGAAUACCUAUCAAAGAACCUUGAAGAGAUCAACCUAAAACUGAGUGAAUCCCAUAUGGAAAAUGAAAGAUGUUUGGCAGAUAAUGUUCAAAUGCAAUCAAGAAUAGAAGACUUUAUAUCUGAAAAAGAAUACCUGUCAAAGAACCUUCAAGAGAUCAACCUAAAACUUAAUGAAUCCCAAAUGGAAAAUGAAAGGUGUUUGAAGGAAAAUGAAGAUUUUAAAUUAAAAUAUGAAGCUUUGGUUACAGAAAAAGACUACUUGUCAGACACUAUUCAGAAGGUUUCCGAAGAAAAAACUAUUUUAUCAAAUAAUCUGGGUUUAAAUAAAAAGGAAUUGCAAAAUGUAAUACAGCAAAAGGAUGAAAUUUUAAACGUCCUUGCGUUAAGUAAUAAAGAAAUUGAAAAGAUUCAGAAAGAAAAAGAAUUCAGCCUUGAAGAGAACAACCGCUUAACAAAAGCAAAUAUUGAUUUAACACAGUAUUUAGAUACAUUAAAACACGAUUAUGACAAGGUGUUUUCUGAGAAGAAUUUAUCUACUGAAAAGUUUGAUAAUAGCAAUAAAAAACUUGAAGAUUGUAAUCAAAAAAUAAAUAAAUUAGUCGAAGAAAGGAAUAAUCUAUUAGAACAACUGCAUCAAGUUAAGGCUAAACUUUCCGAGAAAGAACUAGAAAUAAAUAAAUUAGUUGAAGAAAAAAAUAGUCUAUUGGAACAACUGCAUCAAGUUAAGGCAAAACUUACUGAGAAAGAAAUGGAAAUUAACAAUCUUUGUCUUGAAAAGUCAUUAUCAAUUGAAGAAAAAAAUCAGCUGGAAAAAGAGCUUCAAGAAUCAAAUAAAAAACUAGAAGAAAUUGAAUUCAAUUAUGAAAAAAUAUCUUCAAAUUAUCAAUCAAAAGUUAAAGAAAUGGUGGAUGUUGAAGAAGAGCUAAAGUAUUUCAAAGUUAAUUUAGAGAAUACUACUGGCGAUUUAAAAUGCAAACUAUUAGAAAAUGAAAAACUCAGAACGAGUUUAGAAAGUGUCAAUAAUAUAACAAAACAAAUUAUACAACAAAUUAACAUCUUUACUAUAGCUGAGAAAAACGAACUAACUUGUUCUGAAGACAUGGCAACUGAUGGAAGAAAUGCAGAACUCAUUUUCAAAGAAUUACAAAAUAAUCUUAGCUAUUUAGAUUCUGCCUUGAAAGAUGUUUACACAGAAAAAGAAAAUCUUGAGCAACUAUUAGAUUCAUCCAAUAAUUUGUCUAAAGAUCUGAAGGAAGAUAUAAAUGAACUUGUCCUUAAAUUAGAAUCUAGCCAAUCCAAAAAUAAAGACUUGAAGGACCAACUUAAUAAAAUUACCUAUGACUUUGAAUUUAAUUGUUCCAAAAAUAAAGAAUUGUGUGAAGAAAUUAACACGAUUGAAAAUAACUUUAAAAAUAUUUCCAAAAAAAUGUCUUUGAUGGAAAACGACUUGCAAAACUGUACAAAAGAAAAAGUAAAUAUAUCUGAAAAGUAUGAACUUUGUUCCAGAAAUUUAGAUGAAUCCAACUUAAAAAUUAAAAACAUAUCAGCAGAGAAUGAACAUUUAACUUUAACUAUUAAAGAUGCUCAAGAACAAUUGGAAAUAUUUAAAACAAAUGAAAAAGAACUUUCUGCACAGUUAACCGAAAUGUCUACUAAUUUAGAAUCUGUUACAAAUGACAAAGAAAAAAUUUCUAGUGAAUUAACCGAGUGUCAAUGUGAAAAUAAAAGAUAUUUGGCAGAUAUUGUUCAAAUACAAUCAAAAAUACAAGAUCUUAUAUCUGAAAAAGAAAACCUAUUAGAGAACCUUCAGGAGAUCAACCUGAAACUAAGUGAAUCUCAAUUGGAAAAUGAAAGAUAUUUGAAGGAAAAUAAUGAUUUAAAAUCUAAAAAUGAAUCUCUGAUUACAGAAAAAAAUGUUUUAUCUGAAACUCUGGAUUUAAAUAACAAUAAAUUGGAAAAAGUAAUUCAGCAAAAUAAUGAAAUUUUAGAUGCCCUUACAUUAAGUAAUAAAGAAAUUGAAAAGAUUCAGAACGAAAAAGAAUAUAUUCUUGAAGAGAAUGACCGUUUAGCAAAAGAAAAUAUUGAUUUAACACAGUAUUUAGAUACAUUAAAACACGAUUAUGAAAAGGUAUCUUCUGAGAAAAAUUCAGCUGUUGAAAGAUUUGAUAAUAUCAAUACAAAACUUGAAGAUUGUAAUCAAGAGAUAAAUAAGUUAGUUGAAGAAAGAAAUAAUCUAUUAGAACAACUGCAUCAAGUUAAGGCCAAACUGUCUGAGAAAGAAGUGGAAAUUACUAACCUCUGUCUUGAAAAGUCAAUAUCAAUUAAAGUAAAAAAUCAAUUGGAAAAAGAGCUUCUAGAAACAAAUAAAAAACUAGACGAAGUUGAAUUAAACUAUGAAAAAAUAUCUUCAAAUUAUCAAUCGAAAGUUAAAGAAAUGAUGGAUGUUGAAGAAGAACUGAAAUGUUCAAAAGUUGAUUUAGAGAACACUACUAGUGAUUUAAAAAGCAAAUUAGUCGAAAAUGAAACACUCGCAAACAGUUUAAAAGAUGUCCAUAAUAUAACAAGAAACAUUAUACAACAAAUUAAUAUCUUCACUAUUGUCGAGACAAAUGAAGUAACUUGUUCAGAAGACAUGGCGACAGAGGGAAGCAAUUUAGAAAUUAUUUUCCAAGAAUUACGAAAUAAUCUUAACCAUUUAGAUUCUGAAUUAAAACAUGUAUACACAGAAAAAGAAAAUCUUGAACGUCUCUUAGAUACAACCAAUGAUUUAUCUAAAGAUCUGAAGGAAGAGACACAUAAACUUGUGUUAGAAUUAGAAUCUGGCCAAUCUAAAAAUAAAGACUUGAAGGAAAAAAUUAAUACACUUACUUUUGACCUUAAAUCUAAUCAUUCCAGAAAUAAUGAAUUGUGUGAAAAAAUUUAUACAAUGGAAAACGACUUUAAAAACAUUUCAAAAAAGAUGUCUUUAAUGGAAACAGAAUUACAAAACUGUACAGUAGAAAAAGCAAAUACUUCUGAACAAUAUGAACUUUGUUCCAGAAGUUUGGAUGAAUCCAACUUGAAAAUUGAAAAAAUUACAUCAUCUUUGCUUUCAGUAACUAAAGAAAAUGAACAUCUAAUUCUAACUAUUAAAGAUGCUCAAGAUCAAUUGGAGAUAUUUCAAAUGAAUAAGAAAGAACUUUCUGCACAGUUAACAGAAAUGUCUAUUAAAUUAGAAUCUGUUUCAAAUGACAAAGAAAAAAUUGUUGACCAAUUAACUGAGUGUCAGUUUGAAAACGAAAGAUAUUUAGCAGAUAUUAUUCAAAUAAAAUCAAGUACAGAACACCUUAUAUCUGAAAAAGAACAUCUGUCAAAGAGCCUUCAAGAAACCACCAUGAAACUAAGUGAAUCACAAAUGGAAAAUGAAAGAUUUUUGAAAGAAAAUAAAGAUUUAACUUUAAAAUAUGAAGCUCUGGUUGCAGAAAAAGAAUACCUGUCAGAUACUAUUCAAAAGAUUUCUGAAGAAAAAACUGUUUUAUCCAAUUUUCUGGAUUUAAAUAACAAUGAAUUACAAAAAGUCAUGCAGCAAAAGGAUGAAAUUUUAGAUGCCCUUGCAUUAAGCAAUAAAGAUAUUGAAAAGAUUCUGAACGAGAAAGAAUGCAUACUUGAAGAGAAUGACUCCCUAGCAAAAACAAAUAUUGAUUUAACACAGUAUUUAGAUACAUUAAAACACGAUUAUGAAAAAGUAUCAUCUGAAAAGAAUUUAGCUGCUGAAAAAUUGGAUAAUAUCAGUAAAAAACUUGAAGAUUGUUAUCAAGAAGUAAAUAAAUUAUUAGAAGAAAAGAGUAAUCUAUUAGAACAACUGAAUCAAGUUAAAACCAAACUUUCUGAGAAAGAAACUGAAAUUAAUAACCUAGGUUUUGAAAAAUCAUCAUCAAUUGACGAAAAAAAUCAACUGGAAAAAAAGUAUCACGAAUCAAAUAAAAGACUAGAAGAACUUGAAUUUAAUAAUGAAAAAAUAUCUGCAAAUUAUCAAUCGAAAGUUAAAGAAAUGGCGGAUGUUGAAGAAGAACUAAAAUGUUUUAAAGCUAAUUUAGAAGAUAUCAAUAAUAUAACAAAACGAAUUGUACAACAAAUUCAUCGGUUCACUAUGAUUGAGAAAAAUGUAGUAAAUUCCUCAGAAGACUCGGCAACAGAUGGAAGAAAUCCCGAAAUUAUUUUCAAAGAAUUGCGUAACAAUCUUAGCCAUAUAGAUUCUGAAUUGAAACAGAUUUACACAAAAAAAGAAAAUCUUGAACAUCUCUUAGAUACAACCACUAAUUUAUCCAAUGAUCUGAAGGAAGAGAUAAAUACACUUUCCUCCAAAUUGGAAACGAAUCAAUCUAGAAAUAAUGACGAAGUUAAUAAAUUAAAAGAAGACUUUAAAAGAGUUUCUAAUAAUUUAUUUGAAACUGAAAACGACCUGCAAGCAUGUUUGGAAGAAAAGACGAAUAUUUCGGAAAAAUAUGAAGUUUGUUUAAAUAAUCUGAAAGACUCCAACUUGAAAAAUGAAGAAAUCUCAGCUUAUUUGGAAUCAAUAACAAAAGAGAAGGAAAAUUUGAGUCAUAUUAUUAAAAAUACUCAAAAUCAGUUAGAAACUGUAUCCUUACAUAAUAAGGAACUAUCUGCUAAGUUAAGUGAAAUUUCUGAUACGCUAGAAAUUGUUUCAAAUGAAAAAGAAACUGUUAUCUGUAAAUUAAGUGAGUAUGAAUUGAAAAAUGAAAAAUAUGUCAAAGAAAUAGCAGAAUCAUCACUAACUUUAAAUACAUACAAAGAAAAUAGUGAGAAAUUAUUAGCUGAAAAAAAUGAUAUUUUUGAAAGAUUUGAAAAAGUUAACAAAGAACUAGAAAAUUAUUCUCUAAAAAUAAAUAAUUUAUCAAAAGAAAAUUAUAACUUACUAGAUCAAGUUGAAAAAAUAUCUCAAGUUAAAGCGAAAUUUUCAGAGCAACUGGAUCAAGUUUCACAAGAAAAUGCGAACUUAUCUGAUAAAAUUCAAAAUAUGAUGAAGAAAAAUUAUGAGAACUCAGAGUACAUCAAAGAUCUUUUACAAAAAGUUGACCAUUUGACAAGUGAAAAUACAGAACUUUUAGGUAAAUUUACAACUGUAUCAAAUGAUCUGGAGGAAAAAUCAAACAAUGUUCAUGUAUUAGAAGUAACUUCUAAGGAAUUAAAGAAGCAACUUGAUGAAAAAUCAGAAAUAUUAGAUAAGAUAUCAGAAGAAAAUAAGGGUAUCUUUGAUAUUGUAGACAGAUUAUCCCAAGAAAAAACAGAAAUGAUGCAUACCAUUGAUAGCAUUUCAGAAGAAAAAAUGCAGCUAUUAAAAGCUUUAGAAGAUCUUAGUAAUGAAAUAGAAGAACUUUCACAAGAAAAAGUUAAACUCUUAGAAUGUUUAGAUCUGAGUGAAAAAGAACUCCAAAAAGUGAAAAAAGACAGAAAUGAAAUCCUAGAAGACCAAACUAAAAUAAUGAAAGAGACUGAGAGUAAUCUAUUACUUGCUCGUCAAAGUGCUGUAGAUGUGAAGAAUGAUCUAUUAAAGAGAAUAGAAAAUGCAGAAGAGGAAAACGAAAUUUUAAGAAAACAUCUAGAACAAGACAGUAAAAAGAUUCAAGAAUCUUAUUUAUCUGUCGUUACUUCUAAUUCAAAAUUAGAAUUGGAAACCCAUAACUUGCGGAAGAAAAUCGAAGAUAAAAACAGACAACUAAACGAUCUUUCACAGAUUAAAGAAGCUUAUGAGAAAUUAGUAGAAGAAAACAAUAGUUUAUUGACCGAAAUAGACACUAUCAAAUUCAAAAGGGCAAGAGACAGAGAAGAAUUUGUAACUCUUUUAAAAAAAGAACGGGAAGAAGCCGAUUUCCGGGAAAGUAAACGAGUUAAGGAAGUUAGAAAUGAGUACGAAGCUAAGCUGGAAAAAAUGAAAGAUAAAAUGUUAAAAUUAUAUCGUGAAGAAGUCAACAAGGAAAUGCUGAAAGUUAAAGCAGAACAAAGUGAAACUAUGUGUUAUUUAAAAACGAUAGAAGAUUUAAGGAGUGACCUUUCUGAAACUGAACGUAAGGCACAUUUGUUAGAAACUAAGCUAGAAAUGCAAAAAAUCAAUGAAUCUAAAUCACAAAGAAGUAUCCAGCAAUCUAAACAAUCAUUAACAUCCUUAAGAAGCCGACACGAGCAAAGUGAAUCUGUCAGAGGAAGUCUAACUUCAUUACGAUCUUUUGGCAGAGAUAAUGAUAUGAAAACCAGAAAAGAAUCAAUGCAAUUGGUUAAGAAAGGUAAAAGUGUUUCUACAUUACCAAGCCACACUUACCGUGAGAGCAUUGUUAGUGGUCGUGAUAGAAGGCUGGCAACAUUGCCUCGUUCAAACAUCACAGAAAUUCAAGAAACAAUUACGAUUUCUCGAAGAACUUCUUUAAAUAACGUACCGAAUUUAGAAAUGGAAGAUGAAGACGACGAUUUCAAUAAUAAAUAUUUGGCCGAUUUGAAGGCAGGAAAGUGCGUUAUUGGUAAUGGAAAAGAAUCUACCAGGUUUUCAGAAUUGGCUUGGAGAAAUUCAAUGCUACCGCCACAUCUACAAUCAUCAUAUCCCGCCGAAACCCAGUUCGUUAGCCCGUCUAAAUUCAAAGAAGAUGAUUUGAAGGUGGGUAAUAUAGAUUUAGAUGACAGCUUGUGUAAGCUACUUCCAGGAGAAAAGCCCAGACAGAAAAAAGAUUUUGGUACGACGUCGUACAAAAAACCUGGCCCACCAACUCCGAGCAAAAAUGGAGGAAGGGCAUCGUUGCAGAGCAAUGAAAUUCAACCUCUAAGGGAACAAAACGAGAGAAGUCCCAAAAAAAUGACCCCAAGUAGAAUUAAAUCACUUUUUAUGGGAAAAACUAAUAUCAGAGAAAACUCAGAGAAUCAAAGUAUUACUCCAAGGACGCUCAGAAAACUCAGUAUCUUCCGCAAACAGAAGUAAAAGUGUUUAUGUAAUGUAUUGUACAUUUUUAAGUGUUUUAAAAUUUAGUUUCCUUUUUUAAUUUUUAUACUAGCCAUAUACUUUUUUG